This is a messenger RNA of Esox lucius (northern pike), 2546 nucleotides long. RefSeq lists its product as uncharacterized. The transcript has 3 exons. Bases 356 to 2416 code for a protein of 686 amino acids. Lineage: Eukaryota; Metazoa; Chordata; Actinopteri; Esociformes; Esocidae. The record is from RefSeq and is a predicted model, not a curated record.
UGAUAGACCAUGGCCCAAGGGACGUAACUGGAAAAUCAUGGAUGGGGGGCUAAGCGUCGUUUUUAGGGGUCUGGGCAUACUGCCCAAAACAUAUUUUCAUCAUGUAUUUUUAGUAUCAACAGGUGUAAAAUCUAUCAAAAUAAGGUUAUUUUUGGUCAAGGUUCGCUAAAGGUAUAGCUGGCUCGUAGUUUGUGUUAGACACUUAUCUAAUGUGACUUAAAUGUCUGUUGAAUGUCGAAUAUAAAACUGAUUUCACCUCGGUCGCAAUAAUAACGACGCACACGGGAGAAUAGCAGUUCGUUCAUAGUUCUAGAGAACAGGACAAGCAAGACUAAAAACUUGAACCAGAGGACCCAUGGCUGCCAAAGACCUCAUCAGAGCUACCAGUAGCUUAACCAAGGCAUCUCAAUGCAGAGAAGACACUGCAAUCAUCUCUAAAGCUCAUGCCAACUGGGAAGAAUACCUGACUCCAGCACCAAUGUCAAUAGCCUUCCUGGGUGAGCUAGUCUUCAUCUCCUCCAAACAAGACUUCUCUAUCAAGGCUGGAGAACCUACUGGUGGAUUCAUGUUCAUAAAAUAUCCUGAUUCAUUUCGUGCCUGCCUCCUGCAAGUGUGCAAUUCAGGUUGGGAAGCCUUUAACGAAGCCCACAAAAGCAUGGACCAGAUUCGCUUGCACACACAAAAUGUGCCACCCUACAUCAAGACAGCUGUCGAUAUACUUGUCCAGAAUGAUGAUGCCCUUGUUAAAAACCUUCUUCCUGACACCUUAGAUAGCAUUAACAACAUAUCAGCCAGUUGUGUGGAACUGGCCAAAUCUGUUGAAAAUAAGUUUGCUCAUGUUACUAAAUUGAUUUCAGAGCUUUUAGAGACGUGCACAAGUGCAAAACAGAGUUAUGGCACAAAACUGGAAGAGGUUAGGAAUAUGCUGGAAUACCAAAAGGUACAGAAAGAUAUACUUGAGAAGGAAAAUGAAUUAGCUGAAAAAGAAUAUGUGAAACUACAGAAGUUGCAGGAUAAGUCUUAUGAAGAUUUCAAAAAGGCCAUGGACUCCAUGCCAUCAGGUUGGGAUAUGAUUGGAAUGAACUUUGUUGAAGCAAUCACAAAUUUUUUGACUGUUCCAUUGAAAUUGCCUUCACUUGCAGUAAACUUAUUUAAAAAGACAUCGGAAAAUCCUAUUAACACGUAUGCGACAAAUGAAGUUCUUUGCCAGUCUCCUAUGCUGCUUCUUACUGCCCAAACCUUAUAUGACAUUAUUCAGAAGGACAAAAUUGAAUGGUCAAAGGUUGUAGAUGAGAAAACAGGAAAGAUGAGGACUGACUGGCUCAAGGAACAAAUCGAAAAUCUGCUGUCAAGCAUAGAACAAGCAGACCAAUCUCCCACAAAGACUCAGGCAGAGCAAAUGUGUCAAGAGAUCAUUACCAUUUGCACUGACCUAAGUUCAAGGGCUUCUGAGGACAAGCAUGACAAUGACACCAAGAACAAAAAAGUGAUCAAACAAAUUAAGAGCGUAAAGAAGUCUGCAAUGAAGUUUGAUUGUUCAGCCAAAAAAAUCACACAAACGUCUGCCUUACCAGUUACUAGCCCAGGAAUGAGUAAAGUUCAAAGUUCAAGCACAGGACCAGCAGGUCAGAUGUCUUCAGAAAAUGCCCGCUUCCGUAUUGAGCAAAUGAAAGCCCAGUUUGAAAGUGCCAGUCAGAAGUACGAAAGGUCUCUGGAAAAAAUGGAGGAAAAGCAAAGAGGGCUAGCUGAAAUCCUCAACAAAUUGAGAAACUCUGAUGUCCAGGACAUUGAAUUUGACUCAACCAUUAAAAUGCUAGCUGAAGGUCUACAGGCAAUGGGCAUUCUGCAAGAGAAAUGGCGUAAAAUGGUGCAGUUCUUUCAGAUGAUAUCAAACAUUAUUAACACAUGUUUGAAGACAUCCCUGCAGGAUUUUACCAAAAAUGCUGGGAAUUCAAACCUGAAAUAUGGUUCGAAUUUGUUCUUGAAGGAUAUGAUUUACCGACAGGCAUUUGAAGCUUGCAAUAUUGCAAAUCAGGUGAACAUGAUCUCUGGAACCUACACUGAGAUCUCCAGCGAGUACUUGAUGGACAGAAUCAACAGCCUGGGACGUCUAAUGGCUUUGGAUCCCAACCACCCACGUUUUAAAACAGAACGCUUGGCAUUGGCUACAUCUUGUGAUAAUGCAGAAAAACAGAUCAGAGCUUGUGUUGUGAAAAAUAAGGAACUUUACAAGACAAAAUGUAAAGCAAGACUUCAGCUUAUUGAAAACCAGCUGAAAUCAAUUUUACCCCCAACAUCUGAAAAGGAAACAACAGAACUGCAGAGCAUAGUGGCCUCUGGAUUCAAGGACGACACUGAGGAUGGACUGGAGGAGAAGACUGAAGCCGGACACAGAGGCAACUCACAGCAUGCAUGAAUCAACUUCUAAAUAUUUUCCUGUAAAUAACGAAUAAUACAGUUAUGAUGUGUGUGACAGAUGACUGAUUAUCAUGUACAUGCUUUGAGAUAAUUGAUGUCAAUAAAAUGAUGCUUAAGCAUCUUCUGAA